Messenger RNA from Fopius arisanus, 1686 nucleotides. Its product is annotated as putative N-acetylglucosamine-6-phosphate deacetylase. The record is from RefSeq and is a predicted model, not a curated record. The transcript is spliced from 7 exons. Gene Ontology annotation, biological process: N-acetylglucosamine catabolic process. NCBI's taxonomy places the organism in Eukaryota, Metazoa, Arthropoda, Insecta, Hymenoptera, Braconidae. The coding region runs from base 269 to 1522 and encodes 417 amino acids. Gene Ontology annotation, molecular function: N-acetylglucosamine-6-phosphate deacetylase activity.
UGAUCUCGGUUGUUCUAUCCUUUUUAUCAGAAUUGAGUGGUUUAGGGUGGAGGUAGUUGGGAGUUGGAGCCAGAGAAUUCGAUACUUAAGCUGUUGAGUUCCUUUGGUUUCUCUCAUUAAAAUUCUUCAUUAAUUAGCGUCUUAUCCAGUCUGAACAGAUAAGAGAGUUCACUACUUCAUCUCGUGUCCACUAUUCAAUUCUAAAAUUCGUGUUGUGACUAUUAGCUUCAUUUUCGAUAAUUAAAAUUUUUUUAUUGCAACAAAUGAAAUGUCUGGAGCAGUGGGACACCUGACAAAAUUUCACAACUGUAGAAUAUUGAGAGAUGGAGAAAUUAUUCAUGAGCACUUGUGGGUUCGCGAUGGGAGGUUUGUGGACCCGGAGAAGAUUUUUUACGGCGAGAAGAUUCAACCUGAUGAGAUCGUUGACUGCGGAGGAGCUCUGAUAUCCCCGGGGUACAUCGAAAUGCAGAUUAAUGGUGGGUAUGGCAUUGAUUUCUCCCACAACAUCGAGAACGUGGAGGAGGGGAUCAGCAAGGUCGCUAAAGAACUCCUAGGCCAUGGAGUGACUUCGUUCUGUCCGACUUUGGUGACCUCGUCCCCUGAGGUAUAUCGCAAAGUCCUUCCGAGGAUCAAGAGGACCGAUGGAGGGCCCCAGGGUGCUGGGGUUCUGGGAGUCCACGUGGAGGGGCCCUUCAUUAGUCCAAACAAAAAAGGGGCACACGAGGAAUUCUACAUCAAACGGUUUGACAAAGGCUUCACGACUCUCAUGGAGGUUUAUGGAAGUCUGGAUAACAUUUGUUACGUUACUCUCGCUCCAGAGCUGAGCCAUACCUGCGAGAUUAUCCAGGAACUGUGCGAUAGACAGAUUAAAGUUUCUGUAGGUCAUUCAACUGCAAAUCUGAAGGAAGGGGAAGAGGCAGUCAGGGCUGGGGCUUCCUUUAUCACUCAUUUGUUCAAUGCAAUGUUGCCGUUCCAUCAUAGAGAUCCAGGUCUAGUGGGUCUCUUGACUUCUGAUCAAAUUCCCCAGGAGAGAAAAAUCCAUUAUGGAAUAAUCGCAGAUGGUAUUCAUACUCAUCCAGCUGCUUUACGAAUAGCUCAUCGAACUGCUCCAGAAGGUCUUGUGUUGGUGACCGAUGCUAUUUCCGCCCUGGGGCUUCCGGAAGGUCUUCACAUGCUUGGACAACAGGAUAUUGAGGUCAGGGCCGGACGGGCGUACAUUGCCAAAACCAAUACUCUUUGUGGAAGCACAACUGAUAUGUCUGAGUGUGUGAGAUUUUUCAAACAGGCCACAGGUUGCACAACAGUAGACGCCCUGGAAGCAGCCACUCUGCAUCCAGCUAGAGCUCUAGGUCUCGAAGGACGUAAAGGUGUCCUCGAAUACGGUGCAGACGCAGAUUUUAUUAUUUUGAAUGACAACUUGGAGGUGCUGUCAACCUGGAUUGCUGGAGAACGCGUUUACCUGAACAAGAAAUCCCUAGCUUCUGAUCGAGUCGAACUAGCACGACAAGACAUUCAAUUAUGACAACCCCAGCAUAUAUCUUUAAACAAUUGACAAUGAAAAAUUUCUACUUGAAGAUUUACAACUAUUUUUCUAUGCAAUGAUAACGAUUUUUCGAGGUUUUUACAAUGAUAAAACCAUCUGUUGCUCUGUUGAAUGUUAUAAAAUAAAGAGUGUGAUAUGAUUAA